GAUUUAUCUUUUUUUUCAAUCAGAUGUAUAGAGACUUUUCAACAUAUUUCUCUAGAGGUAUAGGUUUAUAUAUUUUCAGAUGUACAAUGACAGGGCCUCUUCUUGAUGUAUAAAGGAUCAGCUAGUGAAGCCAAACUGUUGCAAAGUAAAACUUAUUGUACUGGACUUGUUAUUCAGAAGCUUCGUAUGGGUAUACCAAAUGGAGAGCAGGCAAUUAGAGGGAAGAAGCUUGCUAUGUCGUACAUUGGAAUGCUUGAGAAUGGGGAAACCUUUGACGCAGAUACUGGGUGGCCUUUUUACGAGUUUCGACUUGGUGCUCGGCAAGCGAUACUAGGAUGGGAAGUUGGUGUUAAAGGCAUGCGUGUUGGGGAAAAAAGAAGACUAAUAAUUCCUCCGUUCAUGGGGUAUGGUACUAAAGGCGCUGGUUCAAUCAUAAUCAUACCGCCCAAUUCAUGGCUGAUCUUUGAUCUUGAACUUAGAGAUGUGAAAUAGUUGCAGAAGAAUUUCUGGAUGUCCUCUUUUUGUUGUUUGGUGACACUAAAAAAUCUUUUAAC
This is a messenger RNA of Erigeron canadensis, 554 nucleotides long. RefSeq names its product peptidyl-prolyl cis-trans isomerase FKBP53-like. Gene Ontology annotation, molecular function: peptidyl-prolyl cis-trans isomerase activity. The transcript has 5 exons. The record is from RefSeq and is a predicted model, not a curated record. NCBI's taxonomy places the organism in Eukaryota, Viridiplantae, Streptophyta, Magnoliopsida, Asterales, Asteraceae. The coding region runs from base 106 to 492 and encodes 128 amino acids.